Erythranthe guttata (spotted monkey flower) is the source of this 1384-nucleotide messenger RNA. Its product is annotated as putative trehalose-phosphate phosphatase D. The record is from RefSeq and is a predicted model, not a curated record. NCBI's taxonomy places the organism in Eukaryota, Viridiplantae, Streptophyta, Magnoliopsida, Lamiales, Phrymaceae. Gene Ontology annotation, molecular function: trehalose-phosphatase activity. Gene Ontology annotation, biological process: trehalose biosynthetic process.
UAUUAAAGAAAAAAAAAGAGUGAUUAUAUAUAUAUAUAUAUGACAAACCAAAGCAUGGUGGUUUCGGAUGCAAAAACAGGGUUAACCAUGGGUAUAAGUACAGUUACCCGACCCGACCCGGCUUUGUUCUCAUCAGCAAAGCCUCUGGUUUCACCAAAUGGAUACUUCUCCAGAAAGAAGUUGGUCAAGAAGCUCGAAAGUUGCGGAAACGGGGCCCGUUUGCUCGACUCUAUGCGGGCUUCUUCCCCUACCCGUACCAGGCUCAACGAUACCGACCCGGAUCCAAAUUCUUGGACUGCUCAUCAUCCAUCAGCUUUGAGCAUGUUUGAGGAAAUAAUGGGUGAGUCAAAGGGGAAAGAAAUAGUAGUGUUUCUUGAUUAUGAUGGCACUUUGUCUCCCAUUGUUGAGGAUCCCGAUCGCGCUUUCAUGACGACCGAGAUGAGAGAAGCUGUGAGGGACGUGGCGAAGUUUUUCCCGACGGCCAUUGUGAGCGGAAGGUGCCGAGCUAAGGUUUAUAACUUCGUAAGAUUGUCGGAGCUUUAUUACGCGGGUAGUCACGGAAUGGACAUCAAGGGACCUGCGAAAGGACCUAGAAAAGGAAAUAAAACAGUCCUCUGCCAGCCUGCCAGAGAAUUUCUGCCUAUGAUUGAUGAGGUAUUCAAGUCUUUAAUAGAAAAAAUGAAGCACAUACCAGGGGCCAAAGUUGAGAACAACAAGUUUUGUCUGUCGGUGCACUAUCGCUGCGUCGAGGAAAAGAGAUGGGGUGAGUUAGCCGAAAAAGUAAAAUCGGUGAUGAGGGAUUAUCAAGAGCUGAGAAUGAGUCAAGGGAGGAAGGUUCUAGAAAUUCGACCUACGAUUAAAUGGGACAAGGGAAAUGCAAUUGAGUUCUUGUUGGAAUCUUUAGGCUAUGCAGAUUCCGACGAUGUUUUGCCCGUUUAUAUAGGCGACGAUCGCACCGAUGAAGAUGCAUUCCAAGUUUUGCGCAACAGAGGACAAGGUAUAGGGAUUCUAGUAUCGAAAACUCCUAAGGAAACAAACGCUUCGUACACUUUGCAAGAACCAUCGGAGGUUAUGCACUUCCUCAAACGUUUGGUGGAGUGGAAGAAAACAACUUGUCGUCCCUACUGCUAAUUAUUGUUUAACGCAUUAUUAAUUAUUUAAUUAGCAUUUCAGGGUUCUUAAUCCUUUUAUAAUUAUAUAUUAGCUUGUGUGCUAAGUGUUAACAUAGAGGAUAUAUACUAAUUAACUAACCCUGUCCUGAUGUUUUAUUAGGGGUUUGGGUUUGAAUUUAUAUGUAUUCUUUAUUGUAUUAUUUCCCAAAGGGAGUGUGUUUUUUUGUAUUUAAUUCCUUGCUACUACAAAAUUAAUGCUAUUUUAAUCAUGA